Phialemonium atrogriseum is the source of this 2819-nucleotide messenger RNA. RefSeq names its product heterokaryon incompatibility protein-domain-containing protein. The coding region runs from base 412 to 2610 and encodes 732 amino acids. The record is from RefSeq and is a predicted model, not a curated record. NCBI's taxonomy places the organism in Eukaryota, Fungi, Ascomycota, Sordariomycetes, Cephalothecales, Cephalothecaceae. The transcript has a single exon.
GUCAUGUGAUAUAUAUAUGUUGGUUUGACCCGACGAUUGGCCAGCAGCCAGCAUUCCACAAAAUUGCAUCGCCAAUUGGGCGUGCAAACGUGGACCUCUUCCGAACCAAUAAUCACCCCAAAGAUCCGUCGGGGGAGCAAAUAGUUCUAUGCAGAAAAUACAGUGAGGCUUACUGCUGCCGGCAGCGGCGUUUGCCUGGUUCACGUUGUUUCGCACUCUAAACCGAGCUCACCGCAUCUUCUCAAGCGAAAAUGACCCCCCUCACGAUGCUUUCUUGACUAGGAUCAUAGUGCCAAAUUUCAUCACAUUCCUGUCGCAGCUUCUUACCACCUUUUUGCAACACCCUCCAUAUGGUUUAGAUUCGCGCCCGCUCCUCCCAGCCUGAGAGGGGCAGGGGCAGAGCAAUUCACAAUGUGGCUCAUCAACGUGCGAAACAUGGCCCUGAAGGAGGUCGUCAAUCCGGAAGAGUACCGGUACGCCAUCCUGUCCCACCGGUGGCUCCGGGACAUGAAUGAUGAGGUCAGCUUCCAGGACAUGGCCGAUCUCCAGGCCGCGCGGCGCAAACCAGGAUUCUCCAAGAUCCAGAUGACCUGCCGGAAAGCAGAUGAGAAAGGUUUGGACUACGCCUGGGUCGACACCUGUUGCAUUGACAAAACGAGUAGCGCCUCCCUUCAGGAGGCAGUCAACUCCAUGUUUCGCUGGUACAAGGUGUCGUCGUAUUGCUUCGCAUAUCUGCACGACGUGGAAACAGAGACUUCUGGUUCGGAGGAGGCAGAGGAUAGAACCCCUGGAGCAGUGAACGACGUUUCCGAAUCCGAGUGGUUCACGCGUGGUUGGACGUUACAGGAGCUGAUCGCUCCGGAGGUCGUCGAGUUCUACGACAGGGCGUGGCGCUUCCGGGGAGACAAGAGCCUCCUACGGCAGAAGAUCGCUGACAGAACCGGCAUUGACGUCGCCGUGCUCGAGGACGACGAACUCCUGCCGACUAUACCGCUGGGUCGAAGAAUGUCCUGGGCCUCGGAGCGUGAGACGACCAGGGUCGAGGAUCGGGCGUACUGCCUCCUCGGGAUCUUCGACGUAAAUAUGUCGAUAAUCUACGGCGAAGGGGCCAAUUCCUUCUUCCGUUUGCAGGAAGAGAUUGUUAAGAAAUCUAAUGAUCUAUCGCUGUUCGCCUGGACCUCCCAGCUCGGGGCACAGAGGGACCAGCGGGCGCCCAUGCAUCGGCAACAGGAGUUUCGAGGCAUUCUAGCACGGUCACCGGCUGAAUUCGUUAACUGCAGAAACAUCAGGACGGCAACCGAGCAGAUCGCACCAAUGAGGGAAUUUGCAAUGACCAAUAACGGAUGCUUGCGGAUCGAGACUUACCUUGCACGGGCGCCCAACAGCGACGGCGUCUUCGCCCUCGACUGCACGGAUGGGACGUUCAACAAGGAGAACCGCGAGAGGAGGCUCGGAAUAUACCUGAUGAAAACCAAGCACGGAUAUGUUAGGUGCCAGACGUCGAAGAUAUGCUCGACAUAUCGCCAGAAUUUCUGGGCCGGACCUCUUGAGAUCGCCUACAUCCGCAAGGACUUGACCCCGAGCGAGUCUGACAGGCUUAGGGCGGAAAUGCCGGGCUCUAUCAUCUUCCACUUCCACCUGCCGAACUCGUACAGGGUCCAGCAAUUCUCGGCCCUGCCAGCCGGCCGGUGGGACGCGGACGGAAAAUAUUUCAAUACCGAUAACGACAAGAACUUCACGGGCUAUGUCCAGUUCCACAUCCGCCCCCGAUACUGGCGAUUUGUGAUCGUGUGCGGCCUCAUCGACCUAUCAACCAAUGACCCGGAGGUGGCCGGCCCGCGCAUGCACGGUCACGGGAGCCACGGGGGCACCGUACUCUGGGCGACCAUCUUCACGGACGAGGACCCGGUGGCGGUGAGCCAACUCGCCACGAUCGACAAAAUGAGGAAGGACGGCGACGAGCAGGGCGGCGUUGCGAGGCUGUGCGGGAAGGUGCUGACCUGGCACCUGGACAAGCAGGGCCGGCUGCCCCUGAAGGCGAUGCUCGAGCAGAAGAAAUUGGCCUCGGACGACGACGGCGAGGUCACCUACUGGCUGGCGGUCCGCCCGGACUUCCGCGACGGGAUACCCAUCUUCAGCGUCAACGUGUUCAUCCAGGACAUGAACCGGCUCGCCGGCGAAGCCGAGCAGGCCGAGAUGGAUGAGGAGGAGUACGACUCGAUGACGGGAUACGCGCCCAGACAAGAAGCCCCCGAUCCACCCCGGGCGGCAGCGGACUACGCGCACGACAACCCGGGCUACACGUAUCCGUCUCCGGGCAGCGGUUAUGCCGAACCCCGCCCCCCGCCGUUCAGGGGGAACUACCGAGCGCCGGAGGCGCCGCAACACUUUGGCAACCCCUUUGGCGGGCCAUCAUACCCACGACCACCACCACCACACUUUGCCGGCGGCUACAGGGCUCCGGGGCCAAACCCGGACAUGGGAUUUCCCACCGCGCCGCCCGCUUUUGGUCCCGCUUUUGGCCCCGUCUUUGGGCCGCCGCCGGCGGCGCCGUACGGGAACCCGUUUGCUGGGGGGAAUGGGUAUGGGAAUACGGGGCCUUGGCGAUGAUACCUAGUUGGAGCAGCCCCGCUUUGUCCCUUCUGUUAUUGUUUGAGUUUAGUAUUUCAGCUAGGCGUUGACGACAAUUUGGUACGCUAGAAGCCUCAUGGUACAGGCUGGUUUUCGGGAGGACGACUGUGUAGUUCUUUCCAUUCGUUUUAUGUUAACGUCACAACAGGAUGCUAAUCUUUCAGCCAGGAGAGGGGGGGGGAAAAGGG